AGAGAGAGUCUCAGAUUAAGGGUGUGGCUGAGAUUGAGAAACCAUAUUGCAUUAUCACCAGCUAGAAGAAUCAUAUACAGAGAUUCAAAUGGAUAUUCGAUUCCGAUUCGGAAGCUUUUUAACAUCUCGCAAUUUAUGGUCUACUUCAUCAAGGAUUCAAAAGCCUCUCAUCAAACCCUGUUGUUCUUCAAGGAGGGACUCCCAACAAAACGACGACGACGACGACAACAACAACAACAGAGGUGAUAAGUUCUCAACAGAUUGGGACAAGGCCUGGUCAAGCUACAGGAAGCAAGGGAAAAAAACUAUAUUUUCAGACUUUUCCCCAAACAAGUAUGUCACCUGGAAUCCUACGCGUUCCAACUACCCAUUGUCUGAGGAGGUUGAUCCCAUCAAAAGAACAGAGAGGUCAAACCUCAUGUUAUGGACCAGCCCUAGUUUCACUCUGGCAGGGGCCAUCAUAAUAGUCACAUUUCUUUUGCUCUACACCAUUCUUGCCCCAAUUAAGUGAAUUCAUUUAAUUCCAUCGUAGGACCCGUGGGCCUAUGCUGUAAAGAUUUGAUAUUUUUUCUAAGGAAACAGUAAAAGAGGGCUUUUGUAAGUUGUGUUGUAGCCACUACAUCUGUAAGUAAAAUACACUUAAUCUACUAGUCUUCCUUCAACCAAUUGUAUUCUUCUUGAAGUUAUACUGUUUCCUUUUAUGGCAUGUCAAUAUCGUGAGAUUGCUUGAGAAA
This is a messenger RNA of Camellia sinensis, 734 nucleotides long. NCBI's taxonomy places the organism in Eukaryota, Viridiplantae, Streptophyta, Magnoliopsida, Ericales, Theaceae. The record is from RefSeq and is a predicted model, not a curated record.